This is a messenger RNA of Funneliformis geosporum, 513 nucleotides long. The record is from the annotation of a GenBank genome assembly. NCBI's taxonomy places the organism in Eukaryota, Fungi, Glomeromycota, Glomeromycetes, Glomerales, Glomeraceae.
AUGGUUUCUAAAAAAGAUUUACCAAACAAAAUAGGUUUAAAAAAAGAAAAAGCAGUCAAGACAUUUAAAUUAUCAAAAAAAAUAAACAGAAAUCUAUUUGAUAAAAAAGAAACAAGUAGUAACGAAAUUCAUACUUACGCUAUUCGCUUGAAAAAAGGUGCCAAAAUAAUACAAAGUUUAGAAGAAUUUGUUCAAGGAUUUGAAAGCGAAAUUGGUUUUGCUGAAUUCUCCAUGAUUGGUUCAGUAGAAGAUAUCCAUGUAGCUUUUUCCCUUGGUCACGGAAAGGGAAAAGAAGGCUAUCAUCCUGUUUCAUUACCUGAAUCAACAGGCACUUUGGCAAAAGCAGAAAAAAUUUCUCCAGGACAAAUGGAGUUAUUACCAACAAACUAUGAAAAUCUUCAGGUCUUUGGUGGGCAUUUAAAAGAGGCCACAGUCGCAAUCACUGCUGAAAUAAUUCUCAAAGUUUUAAGCAAAGAAAAAGUAUUCAAAAAGAAAGACGAAGAAAAUACUAAA